GUUAGUACUUCUGGGUGCUCGCGCAUCUCUCGUGAAGUGAGAAAAAGAGGCCAUAAGCGAGGCGCGAAAUACCCGACCGAAGGCGGUGGUGAGUCAGGGCAGCAAGGACGUCGGAUGUGCCCCACUGAGGAGUCACGACGGCACCAACGACAGCGGUGGCAGGUGGGAGUAGCGCCGCUCCUCGUACCUGACUUUUAUGAGAGUAGGGAGCGUCGCGCAAUAUUCCGCGCAACCGACAUCGUGCGGGGAUCGAAGCUCUAACGGCUAUCGGCCAAUUCGCGCAGAUCCGGUGAGUCAUCGUUAAUUUCCAAGCGCACGAAUCGCUGUCAUUCCGUAAACCGAAGAUGGACUCGCGAAUCCAGGAUGCCGUUAACGACGUCCUUCUCAAGAGGGAUCAUGAUUCCGUUGACGACUUUGAGCAUCUCGGUCACGACGGCUCUCCGGAUGACCAUUCGGAGCAGCAUCAGCAGCAGCAUCAACAACAACCGCUCCCGCGGCCGAUUGACGCGCCACGUGUCGAUGAUCUACUGCAUAUCGGUGACUCCUUUCAGCCGCUAAACUCCGUAUUGCCCAGCGCGCUUCUUGACGCCGAAGCAAAACCCGUGCCGGCGACACCGCCGCCUUCCGCGGACUUCGACAAGUGCGCAGCCAUGGCGCAGUCGUCGGAUCCGUUUCAGCAGCCGCUGGACCCGGUCGAUCCCAAGCUGGCCAGCAUGGCAUUCGUUGAGACCGAGCGGGCCUACCGCCAUCAAUUUCAUGAUGACGACGACGACGACGACGACGAUGACAACGACAACAACGUGCAGGAAGAGAUACAUCUCCAGCCGCCGUUGUUACCGACCUCGACCAUCCAAGAUUCUGAUAACGACCUUCUGUUGGCGUCAAUGAAAGCUAUUGACAGCAAGGUUCAACCAUUUGAGGAACGCGAGGAUACAUUGUUUACCGAUUACGGGAAACAAUAUGAGCGCGAUGUCACUCCGCCCGACAGCGCCAAUAUCGACGAGGAUUUCAUGCAUAACGUAAGAUCGUCGAUGCUGCCGGCGCCGGAGAAAUCACCACUCAUAGACUUCCUCGGAGAUGACAGGGAAUCAUCGAGGGAGGACAAGAUUAAGAAUAUUACGGAUGAUGACUCAUGGAACAUGGUGGAGAGAACAGAUCUGAAGCGGGAACAAGCGAGGGUAUUCGAGCCGCCGACGAAACCGCUGCCUCCAUUACCCAAGGAGGCGCAGCUUUUGGAGAAGGCACACCAGGACGUGUACGAAAUAUCGAGUGACUUCUUAGCCGCGGAGAUCACCAAGCCAUCACCUCUGCUGCCGCAGCAGACCGCCGAUUCGAAGCACGAAAGUAUUAAACGGCGCGAAAUAUCAAAACCGAAAGAAGCAGAUCACGUCUCUCGCCCGGUCGGCAAGAACAAACAAGAAAUCGAGAUCGCGCCAAAGGAGAUAUUCCGAGAUAUGGGUUUAGGUGAGUACGACAGAAUCUUGUUUCAUUUUACUUUAACGAUAAAUUGUCUGUGCAAGACUGAGGUAAUCGCAGGGCUGAGAAUCAUUCUCAAAUAUUCUCAUAAUCAUACAUGUACUCUCAAAUGUAGCAAGUAUAAGUAUUACUAUGUUUAACUAUAAAGUACCCUUUCAUCAGCGGAAUUUAUUUAUUGCUUUAUUAUUUGAAUGUUUCUACCCUUCAAGGAACAAUGCAGAAAUAUUUUCUCAUUUAAAUUCCUAGUACAUACGUGUGUUAGUAACUCGUAUGAAUUUAACCAACAAUUCAUGAUUUUUCAAAGUCAUACUACAGAUAAACAGAGAUUAGCACAUCGAUUAUAUGACAUUCUAUUUACUUGUGUCAUAUUUGCAAAAUCGUUUUGGUUAAAAUAA
Molecule: messenger RNA, 1871 nt
Organism: Wasmannia auropunctata (little fire ant)
Lineage: Eukaryota; Metazoa; Arthropoda; Insecta; Hymenoptera; Formicidae
Exons: 1
Coding region: 345-1616 (423 amino acids)
Source: RefSeq, a predicted model, not a curated record